Messenger RNA from Brugia malayi, 252 nucleotides. RefSeq lists its product as uncharacterized. The transcript has 2 exons. The record is from RefSeq and is a predicted model, not a curated record. NCBI's taxonomy places the organism in Eukaryota, Metazoa, Nematoda, Chromadorea, Rhabditida, Onchocercidae. The coding region runs from base 1 to 252 and encodes 83 amino acids.
AUGGUACAUACCAAUGAAGGUCGUACACCGGUAGAUGGUAUUCUCUGCACCAAAUUCGACUGUACACCAAAUGUUGUAGUACGAUUUGUAAGUUCGCUAGUAUUUGUAAUGUCACGUGGGACACGGCAAACGUUUGAAUCUGAUGAUACGGAACCUUCUUUUGUCCUUGUUCGAACAGUAAUGAAAAUUGGUGGAUCGUCCGCAAAAUCGGACAAUCGGAGAAUUCCCAUUUAUAUUGCUAUAAUAUGUUAG